This is a messenger RNA of Humulus lupulus (European hop), 1461 nucleotides long. RefSeq names its product caffeoylshikimate esterase. The coding region runs from base 73 to 1287 and encodes 404 amino acids. NCBI's taxonomy places the organism in Eukaryota, Viridiplantae, Streptophyta, Magnoliopsida, Rosales, Cannabaceae. Gene Ontology annotation, cellular component: membrane. Gene Ontology annotation, molecular function: lipase activity. The transcript is spliced from 8 exons. The record is from RefSeq and is a predicted model, not a curated record.
GAGCUGUGGUUGGUCUGAUCUGAUUUCCGUUUUUGAACUUUACGCCUAACAAAGUUGUAUAAAGUUAUAGUUAUGGAGGUGGCUCGGCCUCUCAGAUUCACAUCUAUGACAACAAUGGAGCAUUUUCUCUCCUCUCCCACCUCCCAAACUCCAAACCAUCAACUACCCUUUUUUUCUCGGCCGAUUUUGAGUCCGAAAAUCACUUUUUCAGCUCCCAGGAGAAUAAAGCUCCUGACAGUCACUGCGAAGAAAAAACCGGCCAUCGAAGGCGUAAGCCAGGGGCUUAAUCUGAUCGCUUCUCAGAAUCUUGACCAAGCUCCUGCUCGCAGAAGGGUUCGAUUGGCUUUCACUGAGGUUCAACAACAGCUUGAUCAUUGUUUGUUCAAGUUGGCUCCUUCCGGGAUCAGAACUAAAGAGUGGUAUGAGAGGAAUUCAAGGGGACUGGAAAUCUUUUGUAAGAAAUGGAUACCAGAACAAGGUGUUCCAGUCAAAGGUGCUUUGUUCUUUUGCCAUGGCUAUGGUGAUACUUGCACUUUCUUCUUUGAAGGUAUUGCCAGGCAUAUUGCUGCAGCUGGGUAUGCCGUUUAUGCUUUGGAUCAUCCAGGCUUUGGUCUUUCUGAAGGGCUGCACGGUUACAUUCAUAGCUUCGACGAAUUAGCCGACAAUGUCACUGAAAUCUACAGAAAGAUUAAACAAAGACCUGAAUUGAAAGGUUUACCCCAAUUUAUAUUGGGACAGUCCAUGGGGGGUGCUGUUACUCUCAAAGUUCAUCUAAAGGUGCCAUAUGAAUGGGAUGGAGUGAUACUUGUGGCCCCUAUGUGUAAAAUUGCAGAAGACAUGAAACCUCCACCACCAGUUUUGAAGAUAUUAACACUUAUGUCAAGAGUAUUGCCAAAGGCAAAGCUUAUUCCACAGAAAGAUCUAGCUGAGCUUGCCUUCCGAGAAGAGAGGAAAAGGGAAAUGGCCGUCUACAACGUGAUAUGUUACAGUGACCAAACAAGACUAAGAACAGCAGUGGAACUACUUGAUGCUACUAGCGAAAUUGAAAGGCGUCUGGAGGAGGUCUCAUCUCCAUUGCUAAUUCUUCAUGGAGCUAAAGAUAGAGUGACAGAUCCUCAAGUGAGCCAAUUUUUGUACGAGAAGGCCUCUAGCAAAGACAAAACUCUUAAACUAUACGAAGAAGGUUAUCACUGCAUUCUUGAAGGAGAACCUGAUGAGAGAAUUUUGACUGUCCUUAAUGAUAUUAUCACUUGGCUGGAUUUUCGGAGUUCUUAUAAACAGAACUAAUUAAACCUCCUUGACCAUUCAUGUUUUACUGCUCUUCUUCUUUCUAUUUCUCCCAAGUUGUUAUGCAAGUUUGAAAACCCUUGACAUUCUGUUUCUUUAACUAUCUUCUUCUAUGUCCAUGUAUCAACCUUCCCCUCUUUAAUAAAAAGAAAAUCACAUCAAAUCUUACAAGUA